Messenger RNA from Penicillium cataractarum, 1554 nucleotides. RefSeq lists its product as uncharacterized. The transcript has a single exon. NCBI's taxonomy places the organism in Eukaryota, Fungi, Ascomycota, Eurotiomycetes, Eurotiales, Aspergillaceae. Bases 1 to 1554 code for a protein of 517 amino acids. The record is from RefSeq and is a predicted model, not a curated record.
AUGCCUCAGCGAAGUCAAAACGGGAAUUUCAAACUCAAAUUUCUCGUCACAAGUCGUCCUUACGGUGAUAUCGAGCGAAGAUUUGCCAACAUGACUCGUCAAUUUCCAUCUAUUCGCCUCGCAGGCGAAGAUGAAUGGAGGGGUGUCAGUCAAGAAAUUGAUAUGGUGAUGAACGCUAGAGUGGAUGAGAUCAUAAGAGAAAGAAAUCUCUCUCGUGAUAUUGGGGACGCUGAGAAGCGCCGAUUAUCUAUGGCCGAAAACAGGACCUAUGUAUGGCUAAAUCUAACCUUGGAUUUCCUUCGGGGUUUUCAUGGUAAUACACAGGCUAAGAUUCUGCGAGAAAUUGAUAGAUUACCAGAGACCGUUGAUCAAGCGUACGAAAAGAUCCUGCAGCGGUGCAACAGCAGGUAUCACGGAGACGGAAGAAGACUGCUGGAAAUUAUUGUCGCAACACACCGGCCACUAGACCUCUCCGAGAUUGAUCUUGUGCUAGAAAUUCAUGAAGCCUGCAGAUGUUUCGAAGACUUGGACCUUGAAGGUCCCGAAAAGCGCAAGCAGUGGAUACGCGAUGUAUGCGGCUUGUUCGUUAGCGUUAUCGAUUCACGAUUGUAUCUGAUUCAGCAGACUGCGAGGGAAUUGCUACUACAAGAGGGACCUGAGCCCGCUGCGCCAGGUACAUGGAGACGUUCCAUAGAUCUACGUCACGCGCACCUUCUCCUUGCAAAGCUCUGCAUCACAUAUCUCAGCUUUGAGAACUUCAAGAUGCACGAUCACGAUUAUGACCCGGACAUCCCUGAGAAUGCAUUUUCGAGGUAUUCUGCAGCACACUGGACAUCCCACGUAAGACAAGGUCACAGUCUAGGGCAUGGAUGGGUUCAAAAAGUGAUCAUUUUGUGCGAUAAAAGAGGUCACUCUAAAUACUGGACUCGCUAUCCUACAUUUGAUCUUGGGCAGAUGAUUCCGGUCGUGCUGUCCAAGAAGUGGUCGUGCUUGCAUUGGGCAACGUUCUUAGAUCUCACAGAGGUUGUGCACUCGCUUAUUGACGAGCGAAACAUGAAGAUCGAUGAAGAUGUGAUACGGGCUGCGGUGACGAAUAGUGGAGGUGGAGCAGAGGUGCUGAAGCUUCUUCUCGACCGUGCAGAUAUCAAGAUCACUAAGAGGAUUAUCGAGAUCGUUGCAUCGAAUAUGGAUUAUGGAGAGCAAAUGAUGCAGAUUUUGUUUGACCAACGAGGGUCAGAGAUGAGGAUCACCGAAGAUAUAAUCUAUUGGGCUGCGUCAAACCAACCGAAGGGUGAAGCGAUCACGAAGCUUCUCCUCGACUACAGAGGGGCGGACAUCAAGAUCACCACAAAAGUAGUUUAUGGUGCUGCAUUCAAUUUUCGGAAUGGUGGUAAAGUGAUGAAGUUGCUUCUCAACCGAGGAGCAGAGAUCCAGGUUGCCGACCAAGUGGUCGAGGCUGCUGCGUCAUUUUGGCCAGAUAGGGACGAGGUAAUGGAGCUUCUGCGCCGCCGACGAGCAGCGGAUCUCAGAGCUGGAUUAUCUCAUUUAUUAUGA